This is a messenger RNA of Daphnia pulicaria, 1061 nucleotides long. Its product is annotated as integumentary mucin C.1-like. Bases 82 to 900 code for a protein of 272 amino acids. Lineage: Eukaryota; Metazoa; Arthropoda; Branchiopoda; Diplostraca; Daphniidae. The transcript has 4 exons. The record is from RefSeq and is a predicted model, not a curated record.
GCUGUGAAUCAGUUGGCAUUAUUACACCGAGCAUCAGUCGCACCUGCUAGACGAAUAUAAUAAGCCAAUCUCCCAGAAAAAAUGAAGCUUUCACGCUGCUUGUCACUGAUACUGAUUAUUGCGUCUUCAGCCGCCCAUCAGAUUCACCCCGCUGGCCGGCAACAAUUUCUACCAGGCCAGCAGACCAAUACCGUCACUACUGUUGUCACUUCAACGGCUACCACGGCCUCAACGACUCUCCUGUUGACAAGGUCCGUCUGCGCUUCGCUUGUCGCACCUGUGGCCACGACACCCUGUCGUCGCAAGAGACAAUACUGGAACGCUCCGCUCUUCUUUGCACUAGGCCAGGACGAUGUCCAGCAGUUCCAGCACUCGCUAAACCCCACUCAAGUGCUAAGGGUUGAGCCUUCCGUUUUGCCCGAGUUCCGUUACCGACCAUCAUCGUUCGACCGCCCGUUUAAUUCGUACCAUCAACCGUUGAGCAAUUCUCAUCCGUUCGAUAUUCACUCGUCGUUCGAUAGGGUCCAGCAACCAGUCGCAAACUUCCGUGUUGCCGAUCCAUUUUUCGGUGUUAAAAAGUUUGCCGCCAUUUCUUUGCUUUACGCCAAUGUCUUGAAAAAUAUUCUGACUCCGGUCGUCACCGUCACCAGUACAACGACCCUGUUUCCUUCCACAUCGACCAUGACUUUCUUUACAGAAACGGUUACAUUAACUCUAAAUCAAGCCGCUUGCCUUCCGGCCGGAUUGAAUCAAUGUCCCGCUGCUCCCACUACAUCUACUACUACCAGUACCACUACUACCACUGCCACUACUACCACCACCGCUACAACCCCUACUCCCUCUACCACCACUGCUCCCGCUACCACCACUGCUCCCGCUACCACCCCAGCUGGACGAUGAAGAAAUUCAGAUAUGAUACUUAAACAAGGCGAAACAAUUCAUUUCUACUAUUUACUUAAUUUAACUUCAAUAUUUGCAUGCUUUUGAAAUUAUCUUUGAAAAGGAUUAAAUUAUUCGGUAAAUUAGCUCAGAAAUCCAAUACACUUGCUUACCUUCCGUAA